This is a messenger RNA of Trypanosoma grayi, 960 nucleotides long. RefSeq names its product putative casein kinase. Gene Ontology annotation, biological process: signal transduction; peptidyl-serine phosphorylation; endocytosis. The transcript has a single exon. Gene Ontology annotation, cellular component: nucleus; cytoplasm. The record is from RefSeq and is a predicted model, not a curated record. Gene Ontology annotation, molecular function: protein serine/threonine kinase activity; ATP binding. Lineage: Eukaryota; Euglenozoa; Kinetoplastea; Trypanosomatida; Trypanosomatidae. The coding region runs from base 1 to 960 and encodes 319 amino acids.
AUGAGUGCAGAUCUUCGUGUAGGCAACCGGUUCCGUAUCGAUAAGAGACUUGACUCCGGUGAGUUCAGUGAGAUCUUCCGUGGCACGAACAUACGGACAGGUGAUCCGGUGGUUAUUAAAUUAGAGUCUCUGAAGACGCGUCACCCGCAGCUGGCUUUCGAAGCCGCCUUUUACCGCAUCCUCAAUGCCAGUACCAACGUUGUGGGUGUUUCCAACAUAAUGUACUACAGCGUUGAGGGUGAUUUCAGUGUGAUGGUGAUUGACCUUCUGGGGCCCUCACUGGAGGACCUCUUCUGUUACUGUGGCCAGCAAUUUUCGCUCAAGACAACACUGAUGCUGGCAGGGCAGAUGAUUGCGCGCAUUGAGUUUAUCCACAACCAGAGCGUCAUCCAUCGCAAUAUCAGACCUGAGCAUUUUCUGAUGGGUACUGGCAAGAAGGGGCAUCACGUCUAUAUCAUUGACUUCGGUGUCGCCAAGAAGUACCGUGAUACCCGCACACACCAACACAUCCCAUACAAGGAGGGCAAGAGCCUGACGGGGACGGAGGACUUCUGCUCCAUCAAUACGCACAUGGGUAUCGAGCAGAGCCGCCGUGACGACCUCGAGGGGAUCGGGUACAUCUUGUUGUACUUCCUGCGGGGCUCACUGCCGUGGCAGGACCUCAAGGCGCACACGAAGCAAGAAAAGUACGCACGCAUCUCUGAGAGGAAGCAGUCCACAUCCGUAAUGGCACUCUGUAAGGGAUUCCCAAUGGAGUUUGCCACGUACCUCAACUACACCCGUGCUCUCCAGUUUGAGGACACCCCAGACUACGGCUAUUUGAGAGGGGUUUUGGGUACUCUGUUUAGCCAUUACGAGUUUGAGAUGGAUUAUGUGUUUGAUUGGACGUUGCGUCGAAGUAAAUCGUUAACUGCAGCACCGCCCAAGAAUAAGAAAGAUGACGGCUCUAAUAAAACGUAG